This is a messenger RNA of Rhopalosiphum padi (bird cherry-oat aphid), 864 nucleotides long. Its product is annotated as zinc finger MYM-type protein 6-like. Bases 1 to 864 code for a protein of 287 amino acids. The transcript is spliced from 3 exons. The record is from RefSeq and is a predicted model, not a curated record. NCBI's taxonomy places the organism in Eukaryota, Metazoa, Arthropoda, Insecta, Hemiptera, Aphididae.
AUGAGUAAGCAAACAUCUUUGUCAAAUUUUUUUAAACAACCCUCAACAUCAAAUUCAUCUUCAGCAAUUGUGAACGGUCCUGAUUCAGAUGUUAGUGAAAAUGAAUUAAGACCACCACUUAAAAAGGUAAAACUAACUACAAAAAUUUUGAACUACAAUGAAAAUUACGUCGAAUACGGGUUUACUUAUUUACGUGAAAAUAAUAUAGAUUUACCUCAAUCAGCCAUGCAUAUAGCUAAAUCUAAAAAGGCAUAUACAAUCGGUGAAAAACUAUUGAAACCUUGCAUGAUAGAUAUUUUUACUGAGUUGUUUGGUAGUGAAUAUGCAACAAAAAUAAACAGUAUACCCAUGUCCAAUGAUACUAUCAGCAGAAGAAUAAAUAUUAUGGCUGUUGACAUUGAAUAUCAACUUAUUCAAAAAAUAAACAAAUCUAUAUUUUAUGGAAUUCAAAUCGAUGAAUCUACAGACAUUAAUAAUGAAGCAAUAUUAUUAAUUUAUAUUAGAUAUGUAGAUACCGAUUUGAAUGACAUAAAUGAAGAGUUUUUAUGUUGUUUAAAUUUACCAACGUUUUGUACAUCUGAGGAAAUUUUCAAAGCUAUUUUAAUGUACUUCGACAAAAAUGAUCUAUCUAUUUCCAAGUGUAUUGGUAUAUGUACUGACGGUGCUGCAGCCAUGACGGGAAAGUUUAAUGGUCUUGUAGCACGAAUUAAACAGAUAGCUCAUAAGGAUAUAAUUUCAACUCAUUGUUUCAUUCACCGAGAGCAAUUGGCCACUAAAGAUAUGGUUAUGCCUAAAGUUAAAAGCUUUUGUUCUACCCGACUAAGAGGUUUUGUAAAAGAAUUUGGAGAGGCUUUAUCGGAUUAA